Molecule: messenger RNA, 201 nt
Organism: Geodia barretti
Lineage: Eukaryota; Metazoa; Porifera; Demospongiae; Tetractinellida; Geodiidae
Source: the annotation of a GenBank genome assembly
AUGCCAGGUCAGAGCGAAGUUACGAUGGAGGAAUUCCGGCUCAUGGUUGACCGGGCCGGGCUGGGCCUGAGCGAUCAGGAACUGGAAGAACUCAAACCCAUCUACGAUCUCUACGCCGCCUACGCCACCCAACUCCACGACAUCAACUACGGUGCGGAGGAGAUGGUGGUGGAGUUUCACCCCGAUUGGCCCGGUGCAUAG